AUGGAAGCAAACCCACUUCGCUCCAAUCGACCAGGACAUAGUAAUCCCAUAACACCUGUCGUCGAGAUCGGGUUACCCAUCGAGCAGCUCGACGUCAGUGGCGAUCGAUGCAUUGAUCUUUACUACAAGCACUUUCAUCGGUUGCAUCCAUUCGUUGUCCCACGGCCAUGGUUAGAGAGAUUAGCUCAAGAUUCGUCGAAGCAAAUGAGCAUGCAACCGUUGGUUGCAAUUAUGCGAUACAUCGGGUCUUUAUACUGUCAAUCACGCCAAGCUGAACGGUUGCGAGAAGAGGCGAACAACAUAUUCGCCAAUGGGCAACACCAUUCCAAGGACCCUUUUAUGAUACAAGCGUACUUGAUCAAUUCUAUCGCUCUUUACUGGUGUGGCGACCCUGUACGGUCCCGAGAGGAGAUGGACAGCGCGAUUCACUUAGCACUGGACCUGAGGAUGCAACACAGGGAGUUCGCAGCCACCCAUUGCGAAGGCGAUCCAGUUCUCCAGGAAAGCUGGAGAAGAACGUGGUGGCAGAUAUAUAUCGUUGACGCCUACUAUGCGGCGAUGAAACAUGCACCCACUUAUUCCACUUCCGAUGUUGAGGCUACUACUGAGCUUCCUUGCGAAGAAAGUGAAUACGAAGGCGGGACCAUUCCGACUCCGAAGACACUAGAUGAUUUCGAUUCCCGGGAAUUUGCAGCAGACAAUCACGUUUACUCGUCUUUCGCAUAUCUCAUCGGUGCCAUUCGGGGUGUGUCUAUGGCACUAUCUUGCGGCCUGUCGAAGAUACAAAACACCUUUCCGCCUCAGAUCCUCGAAACAGUAGACACUGUCAUUGAGGGGUGGCUCCUGCUGCUCCCUAAAGCAAAAAGGCAACUUUUCUCUCAAAGUGGCGAGUUUGAUGAGCUCUUGUUUCAGGCUCAUAUGGCGCUUCAUGCAGCGACAAUCGGAAUCCAUAGACAGUUAUCGGAGCUUCUAUUUGAUCCCCUAGAGAUCAUCUCAAGCUGCGCGCCGACACCUCCACAAGCAUGCACUUCAAAGCCCAACGAAUAUGAGAGUAUUCAUACCACGCGUUGUCUCAAAUCAAUCGAAGCUCAGGUACGACUUUUAGCGGUACCAAUGCGACAAGUCACUCAUACACCAUUCGUUGUGUGCAUGCUUGCGACAGGCACGAUUUCGUUACUAGCAGCGUGUAAGUUUCACUUGACCGGACAGAGAUUGCUGGUGGCUAGACACCAGAUAAGAAUGAGUAUUGGACAUCUCAAAGCACUAGCAGAAGUGUGGUUGCAAGCAGAGCGGAGUCUCUCGGAGAUUCAAACUAUUGCUCGAGAGGUAUUAGGUCAACAAAUCACACAACAAAAGCAAAUGCAGCCCAAUGAUGGGCUCAACAAGCCUAUGGCUGAAGAACAGGCCUCGGGAACGAUGAAUGACUUGUACCAAAACCCCGUCUCCGAUUAUCUGCCGCAGCAUUCGAUAGAAGGACUACAAGCAUAUUUCGAUCUUAGCGACUUCUGCGCUGAUCAGUCCUGGGUUGCUGAAUACUGA
Molecule: messenger RNA, 1539 nt
Organism: Exophiala bonariae
Lineage: Eukaryota; Fungi; Ascomycota; Eurotiomycetes; Chaetothyriales; Herpotrichiellaceae
Exons: 3
Coding region: 1-1539 (512 amino acids)
Biological process (GO): DNA-templated transcription
Molecular function (GO): DNA binding; zinc ion binding
Source: RefSeq, a predicted model, not a curated record